AUGGAGCAUGACAUGGAUCCCCCGAUAGAUCCUCCUCGCGAUGUCAUCUGGAGCGCCGGCAACCAUGAGCGAUGCUAUACGCUUGGAGACAAAUGGUUCGUCAAGAGACAGCUAUAUGACGAAGAGCUACCCGUCAGCCGCGAUGGACGGCUCAUCUAUCCGAUCUGGGACUCGGAGCGCCUUCGCAAUGGGUACCUAGCGACCAGGUUCAUCCGAGUGCACACGGACAUUCCUGUGCAAGACUGUCGCUUAUUCUUGGAGAAUGGACUAAUGUGCUUUGCCUCGAGACAGGUCCUCGACGCGGUCCCGUUGGAAGAUGUCCGGCCAACACUCCCGCUCGCGGCCUUGACCGCUGUCGAGCGGCAGAUGGAGCGCUUCAUACUGCCGCAGCUUCGGCAGCACCACCGCAGCUACAUCGGCAGCGUCGGCAGCACGAUUCCGGUAUUUCCGCCCCAGCGCGUCUACAGAAAAGACGGCCGCGACUGGGCACAGGUGUCAUCGGUGGCAGACGCAUUUGUGCUCUGCCACAACGACCUCUCGGGCAAGAAUAUCUGGCUAGACCCCACCUCUUUCAGAAUCGUGGCCAUUACCGGCUGGGAGUUUGCGGGUUACUCCCCAGAAUCCUUUGAGCUUCCGCUGUGGAGGGCGGAUGGCUUCGUGGGCCGACAGGAGAUGCAUGGCCGUGCACUGGCGCGCGACCUGUCAUUUUUCGGGCUCCGGCCGUCGGAUUUGCGAAACAACUAUCCAAUCUCAUACCGAAGGUUGGGAUGA
Akanthomyces muscarius is the source of this 771-nucleotide messenger RNA. RefSeq lists its product as uncharacterized. NCBI's taxonomy places the organism in Eukaryota, Fungi, Ascomycota, Sordariomycetes, Hypocreales, Cordycipitaceae. The transcript has a single exon. The record is from RefSeq and is a predicted model, not a curated record. The coding region runs from base 1 to 771 and encodes 256 amino acids.